This is a messenger RNA of Pipistrellus nathusii (Nathusius's pipistrelle), 639 nucleotides long. The record is from the annotation of a GenBank genome assembly. Lineage: Eukaryota; Metazoa; Chordata; Mammalia; Chiroptera; Vespertilionidae.
AUGCUGCCCGACUGCCUGUCGGCGGAGGGCGAGCGGCGCUGCCGGCAGCUGCUGGCCGCGGCCACGGCCCGGCUCCGCGCGCGGCCCGCGGCGGCCGCGGUGCUGGUGCCGCUGUGCUCGGUGCGCGGGGCCCCGGCGCUGCUCUACACGCUGCGGUCCAGCCGCCUGGCCGGGAGGCACAAGGGCGACGUCAGCUUCCCAGGUGGCAAGUGUGACCCGGGGGACCGGGAUGUGGUGCACACGGCCCUGAGGGAGACCCAGGAGGAGCUGGGCCUGGCGGUGCCCGAGGACCACGUGUGGGGUGUCCUGCAGCCCGUGUAUGACCAGGCACAGAACACCGUGGUGCCGGUGCUUGCCGGUGUGGGCCCACUGGAUCCCCAGAACCUCCAGGCCAACCCCGAGGAGGUGGAGGAGGUGUUCGCGCUGCCCCUGGCCCACCUGCUGCAGGCGCAGCACCAGGGCUACACCCACUUCUGCAAGGGCGGCCACUUCCGCUACACAAUGCCCGUCUUCCUCCACGGCCCCCACCGCGUGUGGGGGCUCACCGCCGUCAUCACCGAGUUCGCCCUGCAGGUCCUGGCGCCCGGCGCCUACCAGCCCCGCCUGGAGAUCCCCCGGGCGUGGCGGCUCCGGGGCUGA